Schistosoma margrebowiei is the source of this 765-nucleotide messenger RNA. NCBI's taxonomy places the organism in Eukaryota, Metazoa, Platyhelminthes, Trematoda, Strigeidida, Schistosomatidae. The record is from the annotation of a GenBank genome assembly.
AUGUCUCUUCUUCCAAACUGGAGUGACAUUAAUCAUCGUAUUCAUUAUGAUUUUGUCUUUCUAGAUGCCGCGUCUGAAGGCGCAGGAGUUGGUGGUGACGGAGGUAUCAAAGCAGGUUUAGAUCUUGGUAGUGGAGCAGGAAUCAAAGCGGAACUAGGUCUUGGUAGUGGAGCAGGAAUCAAAGCAGGUCUAGGUCUUGGUAGUGGAGCAGGAAUCAAAGCGGAACUAGGUCUUGGUAGUGGAGCAGGAAUCAAAGCAGGUCUAGGUCUUGGUAGUGGAGCAGGAAUCAAAGCGGAACUAGGUCUUGGUAGUGGAGCAGGAAUCAAAGCAGGUAUAGGUCUUGAUAGAGGGGUGGGAAUCAAAGGAGGUUUAGUGAUUGGUGGUGACGGUUUACGAACUGCACGCGAUAUUUUAUUAGCGAGACGAUUACGUCGUUUACCGCGUGGUUUAAUCCGCUCCAAAAUAGAUGGAGGUAAAAUCCGUGGAGAAAUAAGUGAUGGUAGUGAAAGUUCAAGAACUAUUAAAAGAGAAGUAAUCAUAGAUCCAGGUCAAGAAGAUGUUAAAGAAACAACGCAACGCAAAAGAAUCGUCAAAACAAGAGAGAUCAAAGACGUUCCAGUUGAAGAUGAAUCUUCCACAGAAACACGCAAAAGGACAAACAAGAAAACUACUAUUGAUGAUGAUAGUGACAGUGACAGUGGUUCAAGUUCUGAGACAAAGAAAACUGUGAAAAGAUCUGUUGUAUCUAGUGAUGAGUCUUCGUGA